AUGACAGACACGGGACGGGAACCAGAUGGUUGUGGCCGGGCAAGCUGUGUCCCGCCCUGCCAGAAUGGAGGAAUGUGUCUCCGGCCUCAACUGUGUGUGUGUAAACCAGGGACCAAAGGCAAAGCCUGCGAGAUGACAGCAGCCCAGGACACCUCGUCACCAGUCCCUGGAGGGCAGAGUCCUGGGGCUCCCUCCUCCUGGGUCCCUCCCGAGCAAGCAGCAAAGCACACUUCAUCCAAGAAGGCGGGCACUCUCCCCAGAGUCAGUCCUGUGGCCCAGAUGACCUUGACCCUGAAACCAAAGCCUGCAGUGGGACUCUCCCCGCAGAUACAUUCUCAAGUGACGCCCCUUUCCUCGCAGAAUGUGGUGAUUCAUCACGGCCAGACCCAGGAGUAUGUGCUCAAGCCUAAGAACUUCCCAGCCAAGAAGGUGAUAUCGGGAGAGCAGUCCACUGAAGGUUCGUUCCCUUUAAGAUACGGGCAGAUCAAGUUGCGGCCCCCUUUUCUGUUGAGUAACCACACUGGCCGCAUCAAGGUGGUCUUUACGCCGAGCAUCUGUAAAGUGACCUGCACCAAGGGUAACUGUCAGAACAGCUGUGAGAAGGGGAACACCACCACUCUCAUUAGUGAGAAUGGCCAUGCUGCCGACACCCUGACCGCCACGAACUUCCGAGUGGUAAUCUGCCAUCUUCCAUGCAUGAAUGGUGGCCAGUGCAGUUCCAGGGACAAAUGUCAGUGCCCCCCGAAUUUCACAGGGAAACUUUGCCAGAUCCCGGUCCAUGGUGCCAGCGUGCCUAAACUUUAUCAGCACUCCCCGCAGCCGGGCACGGCGCUGGGGACACACGUCAUCCAUUCCACACAUACCUUGCCUCUGACCAUGACAAGCCAGCAGGGAGUCAAAGUGAAAUUUCCCCCCAACAUAGUCAAUAUCCAUGUGAAGCAUCCCCCUGAAGCUUCAGUCCAGAUACAUCAGGUUUCCAGAAUCGAUGGCCCAACGGGUCAGAAGGCAAAAGAAACUCAACCAGGCCAAUCCCAAAUCUCUUACCAAGGACUGCCUGUCCAGAAGACCCAGACCGUACAUUCCACGUUCUCCCACCAGCAAGUCAUUCCUCACGUAUACCCUGUGGCUGCCAAGACGCAGCUUGGCCGGUGCUUCCAGGAAACCAUUGGGUCACAGUGUGGCAAAGCCCUCCCCGGCCUUUCAAAGCAAGAGGACUGCUGUGGAACCGUGGGUACCUCCUGGGGCUUCCACAAAUGCCAGAAAUGCCCCAAGAAGCCCGCUUAUCAUGGUUAUAGCCAAAUGAUGGAGUGCUUGCAAGGCUAUAAGAGAGUUAACAACACCUUUUGCCAAGAUAUUAAUGAAUGCCAGCUCCAAGGCGUGUGCCCUAAUGGUGAGUGUUUGAAUACCAUGGGCAGCUAUAGAUGUACCUGCAAGAUAGGAUUUGGGCCGGAUCCCACCUUUUCAAGUUGUGUUCCGGAUCCCCCUGUGGUCUCGGAAGAGAAAGGGCCCUGUUACCGACUUGUCAGUUCCGGGAGACAGUGUAUGCACCCUCUGUCUGUCCACCUCACCAAGCAGCUCUGCUGUUGUAGUGUGGGCAAGGCCUGGGGCCCACACUGUGAGAAAUGUCCCCUUCCAGGCACAGCUGCUUUUAAGGAAAUCUGUCCUGGUGGAAUGGGUUAUACGGUUUCUGGCGUUCAUAGACGCAGGCCAAUCCAUCACCAUGUAGGUAAAGGACCUGUAUUUGUCAAGCCAAAGAACACUCAACCUGUUGCUAAAAGUACUCAUCCUCCACCUCUCCCAGCCAAGGAAGAGCCAGUGGAGGCCCUGACCUUCUCCCGGGAACACGGGCCAGGAGUGGCGGAGCCAGAAGUGGCAACUAUACCCCCUGAAAAGGAAAUACCUUCAUUGGAUCAAGAGAAAACCAAACUUGAGCCGGGCCAACCCCAGCUCUCUCCAGGCAUUUCAACCAUUCAUCUGCAUCCACAGUUCCCAGUAGUGAUUGAAAAAACAUCACCUCCUGUGCCUGUUGAAAUCGCCCCCGAGGCGUCCACGUCCAGUGCCAGCCAAGUGAUCGCUCCUACUCAAGUAACAGAAAUCAAUGAAUGCACGGUGAACCCUGACAUCUGUGGAGCAGGACAUUGCAUCAACCUUCCGGUGAGGUACACUUGUAUAUGCUAUGACGGGUACAAGUUCAGCGAGCAACAGCGGAAGUGUGUUGAUAUUGACGAAUGUGUGCAAGUCCACCACCUCUGCUCCCAGGGACGCUGUGAAAACACUGAGGGAAGCUUUUUGUGUAUUUGCCCAGCAGGGUUUAUGGCCAGCGAGGACGGUACUGACUGCAUAGAUGUUGACGAGUGCCUGAGGCCAGAUGUGUGCGGGGAAGGGCACUGCGUCAACACCAUGGGCGCCUUCCGGUGUGAAUACUGCGACAGUGGGUACCGCAUGACCCGGAGGGGCCGUUGCGAGGAUAUCGAUGAAUGCUCGACCCCAAGUACCUGCCCAAAUGAGCAGUGUGUAAAUUCCCCCGGGUCUUACCAGUGUGUUCCCUGCACAGAAGGAUUCCGAGGAUGGAACGGACAGUGCCUUGACGUGGAUGAGUGUCUAGAACCGAAUGUCUGCACAAACGGGACUUGUUCCAACCUGGAAGGCUCGUAUCGUUGCUCUUGUCACGGGGGCUACAGCCCGACCCCGGACCACAAGCAUUGCAAAGAUAUUGACGAAUGUCAGCAAGGCCUCUGUAUGAACGGGCAGUGCAAAAACACCGAGGGCUCCUUCCGGUGUACCUGCGGGCCGGGGUACCAGCUGUCAGCAGCCAAAGACCAGUGUGAAGAUAUUGACGAGUGCCUCCACCGCCAUCUCUGCAGUCACGGGCAGUGCAGGAACACAGAGGGCUCUUUCCAGUGUGUGUGUGACCAGGGUUACAGAGCAUCAGCGCUUGGAGACCACUGUGAAGAUAUCAACGAGUGCUUGGAGGACCGGAAUGUCUGCCAAAGAGGAGACUGCAUUAACACUGAAGGAUCAUAUGACUGCACAUGUCCGGAUGGAUUCCAGCUAAAUGACAAUAGGGGAUGUCAAG
Carlito syrichta (Philippine tarsier) is the source of this 3076-nucleotide messenger RNA. It is a transcript of the gene LTBP1, whose product is annotated as latent transforming growth factor beta binding protein 1. Lineage: Eukaryota; Metazoa; Chordata; Mammalia; Primates; Tarsiidae. The transcript has 22 exons. Gene Ontology annotation, molecular function: microfibril binding; calcium ion binding. The annotation marks the transcript as partial. The record is from RefSeq and is a predicted model, not a curated record.